UUUUAAACAUAUGGUUAAAAGAUCUAGAAUGUGAAGGUUAAUAUUCGAUGGCUUUUUCGUAUAAAUACGUUGUCAUGUAAAUUUAUGGCAAGUUACGAAAACGAUUACCAAUGUUACAUUUAUGAUUCUACUUUCGAUUUCAAUUAAACUGUUUCUGAUUUUGAUUUCAAUUCAACUGUGGACAUAGAGAUUAAGAAAGGGGAAGUUGAAUGAUAGAAUUUGAUUUAUAAUAACUAGUACAGUUGGUUAAGUUUCAUAACUGAUUUUCUUAAAUUUUAACUUUCAUUUUGCAUUAAUUUAUCUAGUUUUUUUUUCUCAAUGGAAAAACUCAGAUAAAAUGAAACAGAAAGUAGAACAACGAGUUCAAGGAUAUACUUUUAUGUUUGACAUUGAGCUAUACGAUAUACUGUCUUGUGUGAAUAAAUGGACAUUGCAGUGAUAUAUUCCUUCCCACAAACCUGUCGAAAUGGACGAUUGUGGUGAUAAUUUGAAGACGGGAGAUUCAGAAGAGGCGAAAAUAGACAAAUUUAUUGACGAAUGUCUCGUACUCUUUAAACCCGUAGGCGAAUCUGCCUCAUUGUUAAUGGAAAGCAUCGAUCGGAUGCAUGAAGCAACAGAGAUGCUUGAACUACAAGAAGAGAACGAUUGUCUGAACGAGGCUACAGAAAAAGAAGUUUUGCAGAACUUACAAUGCAUAAAACGAAAAGCAAAGGAGCAUAUCAUGAAGCUAGAGCGAACAGUUCUCUAUGAUAAAGACAAAACAGCUGAAUCCUUGCGCAAGUUCAUCAACUUUCUUGAACAUUCAGACAAAAAGAGUGCGAAUUCUGACACAGCGUCAUUAUGCUAUUUAAAAGUUGAUACCGAUAGUGCAAAAGUAAGAUGUAAGCAAAAAGAAGGAUACACCAGACAUCUUCUCAACGAGAACGAAGAGCUAAGCAAACAAGUAAGUUAUUUACAAAAAUACAAAGAAGUAAAGGACAACUUGGAGAAAACAUGGCAUAAAGAAAAGGAAUCUCUGAAACAAGAAAUAAAACAAUUAUCAAAGUUUGAAAACGAAAUAGAUACGCUAACUGAUGAAAUCAUUUCAAUUCAAACAGAAUUGAACGACAAAGAAAAAAAGAAUCUUGAAAAUGUGCAGGCUCUUCAAAUGAAACAUAAAGAAAAAGAAGACAGUUGGAAAUCAGACGAAACGUUAUAUCAAACUAAUAUUAAGAAUUUGGAAAGUCAAGUCGCAAAACAUAUUGAAAGUAUACAACAAUUAGAAAGAGAAAACAGCGAAAAGGAAAGAAAUAUUCAAAAUCACUUUGAAGAAAUUGAGAACUUUAAAAAAAAGACACAAUCUUUAGAAUUCGAAGUUAAGACACAAACUGAAAACAUCAGUUUGUUGGAGACUGAUUUAAAGAACUGUAAAAUACAAAAUGGAAAGGACGAAGAGAAUCUUAUAAACUUAAAAUCAGACAUUUUGAAACUAGAAGAAACGAUAGAUUCAUUAAAAAUAGAAAAACAGUCAUUGGAAUGCCAAAUAUCAAAACUAAACGAUACCUUAGCUGGGUUAGACGAAAGCAUUAAAGCAGUUAGACAUGAAAACCAAGAACAAAAUGAGCAAAUUAAAAAUUCAACCGAACAAAUACUAAAUUUUGAAAAAGAAAAAGUGCAAAUGCAAACUACUAUUGAAUUAUGUAAAGAUAAUGUAAAACGGUUAGAGACAAAUGCAAAAGAAAUGAAAUCUGAUUUAGAGAGAAAUCGUAGUGUAAUUAAAGAGUUAGAAAAGGAGAGAGAUUGCCUUAUUACAAAAUAUAACAAUAGCACACAAGAAAGCGACAAGUUGAAUAAUGAAAUAAAGAGGUCAUGUAAAUUGAAUGGCGAUCUGCAACAACAGGCCGCUGAAAAUAACGAAACUAUUCAACAGCUACGACAAGAACUAUCAGAUCUUAAAAAUAAUUUGAAAACGAUGCAGGAAAUUAAAAGUGAUUUAGAGCAAGAGAACGGCGAUUUAACAACAAAGUUGGAAAAGCAUCAAAGCCAAUCGGAGAGGUUAGAAAUGGAGAAAAAAGAGCUACAUGAAACACUGAAUAAAAACCAGCUGGAAUUCAGCGAGACUGUAAAAGACCGAGAGAAUCAAAUCGAAAGGAUGUCUAUUUGUGAAGAUGAGUUGAAUACAGCAUUGGAAACUGCACAGAGAGAGUUGAGAUUGUCACAGACGAACGCAAAAACGCUUCGGCAUGAGCUAGACAUGAAAAAAGAAACAAAUGAAAAGCUCGAAGGUGUAGUGCAACAGAAAGACUCUAUCAUUUUUGACCUAAAAGCUACAUAUGAGAAAGAAAAGAAAGAAUUGCAUGAAGAAAUACAAAAGUUUCAUUAUAAACAUGGUGAGCUGUCUAGGGAGUCAAAAGAAUAUCGAGCAAAGGCAGAGGAUAAUAUUCGAGAUAAAGAAGGCUCAAUAAAAAGGUUAGAACAACGGAUAAAAGAAAAGCAUGAGGAAAUUGAAAACGUUUCAAAAGUGCUGUGUUUAGUAGAGGCAGAACUUACUGAAAUCAAAAGUACGAAGAAAAUGCAAGUGCAGCUGUACAGUCCUAACAGAACACAGCUUGCCGACUGCGUAGAGGAAGGCAUAACUGCACUUCUUAAAAAAAGAUUAGAGACAGAUAAGCUAAAACUUGAGUUCAUUCAAUGCUCUAAAUCUUCAGACAUACAGCCCGAAUUACCUGUACUGCUGCUUUGCAUAACAGUAUCUCGGCUUGGUACUGAUGUUGCAAACUGCGUACAAGGAUUGACACUGAAUAGCAAAAUAGCGUUGCUGGUAUUCCAUCACAAAGAUGUACAUGCAUUGCCUAACCAAGCUAGCGACCGUGUUCUUACUGGGGCGGAUAUGAAAGCUUUGGGAGGAAUAUGCGACAUGGCUUUCCUGUCCGGAAAAGGGAUAUAUAGCUGUGACAUGAAUAAGAACAACUUCAUCAGCCUCAUCAACUUUCUCGGCAGAGAAGGUGUGGAGAAAAGUAUUCUUGCAAAAAUAAUGGGAAAUACCGUUGCAACAGAUGUAAAGAGAGGCAAAUCUUAUAAUAUUUCAACAGAGAAGAUUCAAGAGUUACAGGAGAAAAUACGCAAUGUGGAUGAUACAAUGUGCGGGUUUGUUAGUUCCCUUGAUUGCAUGAAACCAGCCUGUGAGCAGUUGUUUCGCCAAUGUGAUAAAAUACACGAUAAUUUGGAAAAAUUAGACAAGUGCACAGAUUUGAAAGACAUUGUGACUGAUGAGAAGCUGGCAGUGAAUCUGUUAAAAACUAUUGAAGGAAGUGUGUUUAAUCAGAGGAAAACUGCAUUGGAUUCACUUGGAAGGCUGUUGAACUGCCUUAUUGAUGCUUGGAAAGAAAUGAUUACCGAUUCACAGGAUGAUGACACAGUACUGUCUUUAAAUAUGUACUUAUCAAAUAAGGGCAAUGAUGAAAACACCUUAACCGAUAAAAGGACAUUCAAUGAUUGGAUGAUAGAAAGUCUCCGAAAAGAAGUCAAACUGGCCAGAGAGUUAAACGAAAAAAAUAUUAAAGAUAUAUAUAAUUUAGAACAGAGAGGAAAACGUACCUUAGAGGAUCUGAAUACCGCGAGGGAAGAAAGAGAGCGAAUUGAGCAGAAAUAUAAACAACUAGAAACGGAAUACAAAACGCUUCAGAAAAUGCUUCAAGACCAUUCUGUAGAAAACAGAGUAUGCAGAGAACCGACCUGUAAGAUCCAGUCAGAAACUUACGAGACAGACCUUUCGAGCAAGCAGUUAGAUGGUGUUGAAAAUGAAACAAAGAUUAACGAAUUGAAAGCAGUGAAAAAUGAGCUUGACAAUCUAAAAAUCGAGAACAAACACAUGGAAACAGAAUUAGGCUGGUAUAAGAGAAAGCUAUAUAUUCACGUUCAAAUCUGUAACGAUGCAACUUCUGCAACCCCUGUCAACGAUGUUUUGAAUCAGAUCAAGAGUGCACUUGAAACUUCCACAUCUUACAAGUUACACGUGAUCACGCUGAACAUCGGCAAAGAUUUGAACCUAAUUAAACCAGAUAUUCCUGUUCUGCUUUUCUUUAAUCCAUCACCAAGUGUCAGUUUUUCUGCUGCAAGUGCUUUGGAUAAAAUUGACGGUUUCACAGAACCACACAAAGUUGCACUGGUUGUUAUGCACAGGGACCAAAAGUGGUCAAUUAUAACAAAAAGUAAAGAAGUUCUUUUAAACAACAGAUAUAAAAAACUCGGUGGAAUUUUUGAUAUAACAUAUGAAUAUAGCAGAGGAAUAUUUGAAUGUGACAUGAACGAGAAAAGUUGUCAAGGACUAAAACAUUUCGUUGAAAAGGAAGGUCCCAGGAAAUCUAUUAUAGACACGUUCGGUUCAAACGAGUUUUAAUGAUGUUAACUUGCUUCCACUUAUUAGACGCUUGCUUGAUUAUCCAUUUAGUUUUAAGCAUCUAAUUUCUGAUAUCACUUUUGUUAUCAAAAUGAAAGCAUGUUUUAGCCUAUUCUAUAAUCGUUAGUUGGUCGUAAUCUCAAUUGUCUCCAUUCACUUAAAAAUAUCUCAAAUGAAGCUUUUCAUGAGCUAUCGCACGCAAAUUAUUAAAUUGUAAUUAUUACAUAUGUGAAAGGAAUUCGUAAGAGAAAAAAACACUUUACAUUAUAAUAUGACCAACAGUUGAUUAUAUAAACGUUUUCACAUCGGUUAUUGUUGUACAUUACUGAAGUGCUAUGUUUCCGCGAAUGUAUUAGUUAGAUUUAAACGUAAUCCAUCGAACGCCAUUGCAGUAUCAGGUGAAGUGUAAUUGUGGGGAAAGGUGUCACCCAAGGUAAAUUUUAUUCUUAUGGUAACCCUUCACUCUGCUGGUGCUUAUCAUUCAGAACAUUUACAUACAUGAUCAAGGGCGAAAACUUUUACAAUAAAGAUUUUCUCGAAAGCCAAUUAAAGUGGUUGAUUUGUACAUGCACCUCAUUUUAUUUAGUUUCUUUUGCAUUUUCACUGUCAUUUAUAUCUACAGCAUUAAAGAGUAUA
This is a messenger RNA of Ruditapes philippinarum (Manila clam), 5014 nucleotides long. Its product is annotated as girdin-like. The record is from RefSeq and is a predicted model, not a curated record. The transcript has 12 exons. Lineage: Eukaryota; Metazoa; Mollusca; Bivalvia; Venerida; Veneridae. Gene Ontology annotation, biological process: transcytosis; endoplasmic reticulum to Golgi vesicle-mediated transport; intracellular protein transport. The coding region runs from base 467 to 4378 and encodes 1303 amino acids. Gene Ontology annotation, cellular component: Golgi stack; endoplasmic reticulum; ER to Golgi transport vesicle membrane.